UGCACUCUUUUUAUCUCUGUUGGCACAUUUUCUCCUUUCAGGACCAUUCCAUUCGCAUGGAACCUCGUCACUGCUGGUUAUCUUGAACAAUCACUUCCAGGGGUAGCCAUAAGCACGGUUGGUCUUCUUUUCUUUGGGAGGUUGUUAGAGCCGUUAUGGGGGCCGAGGGAAUUCCUGAAGUUUAUCAUUGUGGUGAAUUUUUUAACCUCAAUCUGUGUUUUUGCAACCGCUAUUGGACUAUACUACAUCACAAGACAGGAAAGUUACCUCUAUACACCUCUUUCUGGCUUCCACGGUGUCCUUUCAGGGUUCCUGGUGGGCAUUAAGCAAAUUACACCAGAUGAUGAGCUGAGUAUAUUGAAGAUUAAACUAAAGUGGUUGCCAACUCUUUUUGUCUUGGUGUCGGUUGCAAUUAGUUUCUUCUUGGAGGGGUCUUCAUCUUACAUUCCAACAAUUAUAUUUGGUAUUUAUAUGAGUUGGAUAUACUUGCGCUACUUCCAAAGGAAGCCAGAAACAGGACUCAAGGGAGAUCCAAGUGAUGAGUUUUCCUUCUCCAGUUUCUUCCCUGAAUUCCUGAGACCAAUUCUGGAUCCAAUUGCUUCAGUUUUUGAUCGGGCAAUUUGUGGAAGGUCGGUAUCUGCAGGAGGAUCAGGAGAUAAUGCACUGGACGAAACCCAUUUGCCUGGUUCAGAUCCUAUUGAAGCCUUGAGAAGAAGAGAGCGAGGAGCAAGGGCACUAGAACAGAGGUUGGCAGCUGAGAAACUGUCUUCUACUGGGAGUGCAGAAGGAUCUCAACUCGGAGAUGCAGCUGAAAAUGUUUGAAAGCCCUAUUGAAAAUUUUCAUUGCUAAACAAAUUUCAACACUAGGAGGUUGAGCUUUUGUUUUUUGAAUUGUGCAGUUGCUCGAGAUAUAUAUUUAGUAGUAAUAGUUACUCUACUUGCUGUCUUCCCCAUAUUUCUUUCUUUUCCCCCCCAGUGUGGCGCUACUUAAAGUAUACAGGACAUUUUUUUAAGUGAGCAGUAUGUUUCAUAUAUUACUCUUCUAUCUUAUAACGAACGUAGCCUGAGAAACCA
Messenger RNA from Asparagus officinalis (garden asparagus), 1074 nucleotides. Its product is annotated as rhomboid-like protein 19. Gene Ontology annotation, biological process: retrograde vesicle-mediated transport, Golgi to endoplasmic reticulum. Lineage: Eukaryota; Viridiplantae; Streptophyta; Magnoliopsida; Asparagales; Asparagaceae. Gene Ontology annotation, cellular component: Golgi apparatus; membrane. The transcript is spliced from 6 exons. The annotation marks the transcript as partial. The record is from RefSeq and is a predicted model, not a curated record.